Solanum stenotomum is the source of this 1167-nucleotide messenger RNA. RefSeq names its product calmodulin-binding protein 60 A-like. Gene Ontology annotation, biological process: regulation of salicylic acid biosynthetic process. Gene Ontology annotation, cellular component: nucleus. The record is from RefSeq and is a predicted model, not a curated record. Gene Ontology annotation, molecular function: calmodulin binding; sequence-specific DNA binding; DNA-binding transcription factor activity. Bases 1 to 1167 code for a protein of 388 amino acids. The transcript is spliced from 7 exons. NCBI's taxonomy places the organism in Eukaryota, Viridiplantae, Streptophyta, Magnoliopsida, Solanales, Solanaceae.
AUGGAUCUGGGAGAACAUUCUGCUAAUAAUUCAGUUCCUGUCUCAUCUUCAUUUCGCAAACUAAGGAAGUCGUUUAAUGCUGUGCUCCCGAUCGUGCGUUUACGGAAGUUAAUGAAGCGGCUUUGCGUCGAUCCAGCUGCUGUAGAGAUUUCAACCAGCCCAAGAGAAGUGCAGGAAAAUUUGAAAAGUCCAGGGCAUUUAAUAUUACAGUUUUCAAACGAUGUACGUGGUCCAAUAUAUACUGGGCUCCCCAUAGGAGAUCAAGAGGGCUCCCCCUUAGAUCUACAUUUAAUUGACUCCAGUACUCAAAAUAUUAUGAAUUCUGAUCCAGAAGCAUCAGCAAAAGUGGAAAUAGUUGUCCUUGAGAAGGAUUUUACAAGUCGUGGUGGCGAAAAAUCGCUGAUUCGUGGAAAUCCUCAAGUCAGCUUGAAAAAUGGGAGUGUUUCUAUAAGUCAUAUUUCAUUCAAACAUACUAGAAAUGCUUUGAAAAAAAGUGAAUUGAGACUAUGUGCAAGAGUUGUGUAUCCCUACGACAUUGGGACCAGAAUCGUGGAAGCAGUUACUAAACCAUUUUUCGUCAAGGAUCGUCGUUGCAUAACCAAGAGAUUGAAGCCCCUAUUUCUUCAUGAUGAAGUUUGGAAACUGGAAACAAUUGGCAAAGACGGUCCUUUCCAUAAACGUUUGAUGAAGGAAAACAUUAAAACAGUCAACGACUUCUUAACUCACUACUUUUUGAACCGUGAAAACCUACUCAGAAUCCUUGGCAGGCAUAUGAACGUGGAGAAAUUGGAUGCAGCAGUAAAUCAGGCAAAGAGUAAACUUGACUUGAAAAGAUAUGUGUAUCGUCAGGAAAAUCUACGAGUGGUUUUUACUGAUGUGGGAGAAUUGAUUGGAGUACAAUUUUAUCAAGAGGGCCGGUCUUUCUCUUUCCAAGAGCUCAUUCAAGAUGUAAAGGCUAUUGCAAUGGAAAUGGUAAAAAUAGCCUUUCAAGAUGGCCGCCAGAAUUUCAGGGUUUUAUUGGAUGAUGAUAGUUUUUAUAAUGGAUUCACUUCCGAUGAGGCUUAUAAUUAUGUAAUUGGCACACAGCAGCUGCAACCAGUGCCUAAUAAUGUUGCUAAUGACAUGCCAAACACAAGUUUGAUAGUGAAUAAUUAUGACAAUCAAUAG